AUGCCACCAAAGAAGAAGACCGGCGAUGACGGUGCGGACACCGGCGGCGAUGGCAAAUUCCGCUGGACCGCCGAAAACGAGCGCACCCUCCUCCUACUAGCCAUGAACCGCGGCACCCUCACAAAAGACGACUACCACAAGAUGGUCGGCGCCUUCCCUGGUCCCGCAGGCACCAACUGGGACGCCAUCCGCCAGCGCUUCAUCAAGAUGCGCAAGGAGCAGCGUGCGCUUUGUGAGCAGUUGGGUUGGCCUCUCCCUUGUGACGCAGAGAAGACUCCUACAAAGACUCCGGGCAAGUCGCCGAAGAAGAGGGAGAAGGGUGGUGCGGAGAAGGGCGAGGAUGGUGCUGCUGAGGUUGCUGGUGAGAUGGAGUCGCCUGCUAAGAAGCCGCGUGCGAGGAAGGGGAAGAAGGAGGUCGUUAAGAAGGAGGUUGAGGAGGAUGGUGGGCUUGGUGAUGAGCUGUAUCGUGAGUUGAAUGGGGAUGAUGGCGGCGUCAAGGAGGAGGUGGUUGAAGAGGGUGUUUAG
Messenger RNA from Alternaria infectoria, 525 nucleotides. RefSeq lists its product as uncharacterized. NCBI's taxonomy places the organism in Eukaryota, Fungi, Ascomycota, Dothideomycetes, Pleosporales, Pleosporaceae. Bases 1 to 525 code for a protein of 174 amino acids. The record is from RefSeq and is a predicted model, not a curated record. The transcript has 4 exons.